AUGAACUCAGUUAUUGGUGGUGGUUUGCAAUCAUGGUUGACGGUUGUGCUGUUGCUUGUUGGUGUUGGAACUCAGCCGAGAUUACCAAGGGGUUCUGAUGAUGUUGUGGUUGAAUUUGAAAAGCAGAGAUGGUGGUGUUGCAGUAAACUCCAUCUUACGUCUGCAGCAGAUACAAUAUCUUUGGGUGAUUCUCUUACUGGUGAUCAAACUAUUAUAUCAAAGGAUGGAAAUUUUGAACUUGGUUUCUUCAAGCCAGGUAAGUCUCAGAAUCACUACAUAGGUAUUUGGUACAAAAAAGUGUCACUUCAAACUGUUGUUUGGGUUGCUAACAGAGAUGCACCUAUUCUUGAUCCAUCUUCUUCGAAGUUUACGCUUUCAGGAAAUGGGAACUUAGUUUUACUUAAUAGUUUAAUUAGAACUCCUAUUUGGUCUACUCAUUUAGAUUCAAACACUCUAAAUACGCCUGAAGCAGUUCUUGGUGAUGACGGAAAUCUUGUUUUAAGAGAUGGGUCUAAUCCAUCAGUUGUCAUUUGGCAGAGUUUUGAUUAUCCAACUGAUACUUUGUUACCUGGUGCCAAACUUGGGUUCAGUAAAAUAACAAACCAAAUUCAGCAACUUACUUCAUGGAGAAAUCAAGAAGAUCCAGCCACAGGACCUUACAAUUGGUUGUUAGGACCGAAUAGAACAAGACAGCUCGUUAUAUACUGGAACAAAUCCGAAGAAAUCUGGAAAUCUGGGGAGUGGAAUGAAAAAACAAAAACUUUUAGUUUUCUUCUUGAGAUGAGAUUAAAUUAUGAAUUCAAGUUUAAUGUCAUUUCGAAUAUAAAUGAAAGUUACUUUAGUUAUUCACUUAAUGACAAAUCUAUGAUUGCUAGAUUUGUUAUGGACAGUUCUGGCCAAAUCAAGGAGUUUACAUGGUUAGAAAGCAAGCAUGAGUGGAUUGCGUUGUAUGUUCAGCCCAAACGAUUGUGUGAUGUUUAUAGUAUUUGUGGACCUUUUGGCAACUGUAACCAGGAUACUUGGAAGUGUGAGUGUUUGCCGGGUUUCGUCCCACGAUCUCUUACAGAUUGGAAUCUCCGGGAUUCAACUGGUUAUCCUCACCAAUUGAGACGACGUGCUCAAUUUGUAUCGGGCAUCGUCUUAACUUGA
Messenger RNA from Papaver somniferum (opium poppy), 1149 nucleotides. RefSeq names its product G-type lectin S-receptor-like serine/threonine-protein kinase At2g19130. Bases 1 to 1149 code for a protein of 382 amino acids. NCBI's taxonomy places the organism in Eukaryota, Viridiplantae, Streptophyta, Magnoliopsida, Ranunculales, Papaveraceae. The transcript has 4 exons. The record is from RefSeq and is a predicted model, not a curated record. Gene Ontology annotation, biological process: recognition of pollen.